AUGGGUCCUGAGGGAGUUUCAGAUUACAUAUUUGGGGCGACGCUAGAUGGCCUUCUUAAAGAAAACCGCGGAGGCGUCAGCUUCGCGAGAUGUCACGUUAUUCAGGCAAGUCGGGACUCGGGUGACGAUGGUCGUUCCGAGGAUGCAGCAGUGCGGGGCUCCCCUCUCACCCUGCACCCCCCUCCCUCAUGCACCCCCUUCACCCCUCACCCCUCACCCCUCGCUGACGUAACGUUGCCGUGUCCGCCCGCCCUAGUGUGUGCCGCGCCGUGCUCCGACCGACAGGGCAUAAUUCACGCGCCGACCACAUUAGUGAAAAUCAUUUGA
This is a messenger RNA of Danaus chrysippus (African queen), 327 nucleotides long. Lineage: Eukaryota; Metazoa; Arthropoda; Insecta; Lepidoptera; Nymphalidae. The record is from the annotation of a GenBank genome assembly.